AUGAAUCCAAUGAACAUAGCUGGCAUGGCUGGGAUGAAUGCGAUGCCAGGUGGUCCUGUCGGUGGUGUUCCUAUGAUGAACACCCAAUCAGUUUCGCGAGACCAGAAUAUGACACAGGAGAGCGUCUAUAUGCAGCUUAACACAUGCAUCUACGACUACUUUCUCAAGCGCGGCCAGUUUGACGUGGCGCGAAUGCUAUUAAAUGACGACAACAUCAAACUAGACACCGACGAUGCCAAAUCCAGUCCGAACCACAUGAAUGGUGUCGAUGGCGAUACCUCGAUGGGCGACAACAAAGAUGAAAAAAUAAGAAUACCCGACGAUUUCCCCCGGCCUCGUGUUCCGAUGGAUUCAGGAAAUUCUUUUCUGUACGAAUGGUUCAGCCUCUUUUGGGAUAUCUUCGCCGCACAACGCAAAAGACCUCCUAUGAACCAAAUGGCCCAGGCCUAUGUCAACAGCUCACAAGGUUUAAUGCGCAUGCGAGAACAAGCCAAUCAAAAUUUUCUGCGUCAACCUCAGAUGAUGAUGCAAAAUCAGAUGGGUUUGCGUCGCAAUGGGGUGCCAAACAUGAACAACAUGAACCUGCAAAAGACGGCUCUUCAAAAUAACGCAUCCGGAAUCAAUGCCUCCGCAAUGAAUCCCCAACAAAUAGCUCAGUUACAGCAGACCAAACAGAUACAGAUGCAACGCGAACACUCGGAUAUGGACAUGAACGGUCAUCGCCCGCAGUCGCCAUCUUCGGCCGAUAACGCCCCGUCGCCGUCGAAACGACCACGAUUAGAAGUCCAGCAAGGGCAGCCAAUGCCUCCCAACGGUCGUGUACCCGGUCAAAUGCCCGCUCAAAUGACUCAACAGCAGGCGAUAUUGAUGCAGAAUGGGAUGAAUGGUCGGGGGAUGAAUCCAGCGCAAUUUCAAGCGUUCCAGCAGCAGCAGGCUGGCCAGGCUGCAGCGCAGCAAAAAUCCAUGCAGGUAUAUGCUCAGAACUUGCUCCUUCAUCACUCGCGCUCAGCAAUGAAUAACCAGGGCAUGCCAAACGGAUUAAUGAACAACGGACUUAUGCCGAACCAAAAUGACCUCAUGUCUCAAAUGCCGGACGGGCAAGGCGGUAUGCAGAUGGUGAACUCGCAGUUUUACAACGGCGACAUGGCUGGAAUGGGUCGAGGAAUGCCACAGGUGCCGAACGGGAAUGGGAACCAUGCACUCCAAGAUUAUCAAAUGCAAUUGAUGCUGCUAGAACAGCAGAACAAGCGCCGCUUGAUGAUGGCUCGUCAAGAGCAGGAUAGCAUUACCACCCGCCCUGACGGUCAGCCUAUGCCUCCUGGUCAACCCGGCCUACCUCCAGGUACUUCACCACAAGGCAGCCGAACCGGAGCGUCACCGAAUCCGAGCGAACAGAUGAAACGAGGAACGCCGAAGAUAUCGCAGACUGGACUGCCGGGCUCGCCAAGUGCCGGUGAUCUCCAGGGACGUGGAUCUCCCGCGUCCAUGAACUUCAAUCCUGGUCAGAUGGGAGCAGAUAUGAACAACGCAUUUUUCAACAACAUGCGACCUCCAACAUCGAAUCAGGGAGGAUUCAACCCACAAAUGAAUCAGAUGCAGCAACCUAAUGGGCGGAUGCCAAAUGCCAAUUGGCAGAAUCCAGGAGGACCGCAAGGUCAGCCCAUGGUUGCACAACAGUCACCGGCGACACAGCCAGCACCCAAUCCACAAGAGCGAAAUACCAUGCCGCCUCCAUCUGCACCGCCUCAAGGAACCAAACCMCCCUCGCCUCAGCAAGGAGCUGCUCCGCCGACUCCCCAGCAAGCGAACAAGCCGGCACCUAAGGGUAAGAAGGAUACCGCAAAAGAGCGCAAGCGUAUCACAAAGAAGGGAGCUGCAGCGGCCAAUGCCAACACUGCGGCGACCCCGUCGUCCGAGGCCGAACCUCCCCCAACACCAACCCCAUCCACUCCCAUCACGCCUCAGCAUCCAAGCUCUUUCAAAAACGGAGUCAAUGCAACGACGGCGACCCAGCAGCAGCCUACUUCGGCGCCUGCACCACCUAUUGUACAGCAACCCGAUCCUAACGUUACAAACUUUAAUGACCUUGGCAUGCCAGACCCAUCAAAUUUCAACCUCGACUUCAGCACUCUGGAGAAUCCCGAGGUCUUGGAGAACUUUGACUUUGACUCAUUCCUUAACACCGACGCUGAUGCGACGGGUUUCGGAUUUGAUCCAAGUAGUAUCACAUACCCUACAGAUGGAGUUGAAACAGGCACGGACGGUUUGUAA
This is a messenger RNA of Talaromyces amestolkiae, 2271 nucleotides long. RefSeq lists its product as uncharacterized. The record is from RefSeq and is a predicted model, not a curated record. The transcript has 5 exons. Bases 1 to 2271 code for a protein of 756 amino acids. Lineage: Eukaryota; Fungi; Ascomycota; Eurotiomycetes; Eurotiales; Trichocomaceae. Gene Ontology annotation, biological process: positive regulation of transcription by RNA polymerase II. Gene Ontology annotation, cellular component: nucleus.